CCUGCGGCAGCGGCCAAUGUUUACAUCUGUCAUCAGCGGCGGGUCAAACGCCCAAUUUGAGCCGGCCCUUUUCGAACGAAGAGAAUGAUCGUGCGCGCCAUGAAGUACUUCAUUUGUCUGUUGUUGUGCACAGGCCAUUCUUUAAGUCAAGACAUAAAAGCAGAUCCUAAAAUAACCAUAGAUCCUGAUGGAGAAAUACCAGUGAUUGAAGGGUUUGGAGGAAACAUCGAUAUAGUUGAAGAUGAUGAUGUUUUAGUCCUAACAAGAGACAAUUUUUUGCAUGUCGUUAGCCCAAAAGAUGCUAUAUUAGUGGAGUUUUAUGCACCAUGGUGUGGGCACUGCCAACAAUUAGCCCCAGAGUAUGCAGAAGCUGCUAAACAACUGAAGGAAGAAGGGAUACGAAUUGGUAAAGUUGAUGCAACAAAGGAAACUGAGCUAGCUAAGGAACAUCUUGUGUCUGGGUACCCAACAAUUAAGCUUUUCAAGAAAGGGCAACCUGUUGAAGAUUACACUGGAGGUAGAACAGCUCAAGCAAUUGUGGAGUAUAUGCACAUGCACUCAGAUCCCAACUAUAAGCCUCCGCCAUCUGCAGUUUUGGUUUUGACCUCUACUAACUUUACUAAAACUAUAAAAUCUAAUAACCUUAUAUUAGUAGAGUUUUAUGCUCCCUGGUGCCGACAUUGCAAAGCUUUGGAACCUGAGUUUGAAGGAGCUGCUCGAAGUCUUCUGCCGCACAACAUCCCUCUAGCCAAAGUUGAUGGUCCAGAAGAGAAAUCUUUGGCUGAUGAAUACAGUGUACAAGGCUACCCAACACUGAUUGUAUUCCGUAAUGGAAGGUCAUUCGAAUUUAAGGGGAGAAGAGACCAAGCUGGUAUGGUAGAAUACAUGAAAGAACAAGCAAAAUUGCCAUCGAAAGAAGUAAGAACACUACGAGAAGCACAGAACAAUUUUGCUAGAACAGAUGCUAAUGUAAUAGGCUAUUUUACAGAGAAGAAUGAUAUGUUUGAAGAAUACAUCGGGGCUGCAAAUGAACUGAGAGAUAAGCUCCCGCUCUUCCAUACUUUUGAUGAAACAACUGCUGAACAGCUGAAGCUUAAGGCAGACACAAUCACCAUUUUCAUGCCAGAAAUUUAUCAUUCGAAGUAUGAGGAUAAAGUUUUUAAAUACACAAAGACAACAGGGACAUACAAAGAGAUAGCGCUAUGGAUUGCUAAGAAAAGUGUCCCACUUGUAGGACAGCGAACAAGGAGUAAUAUGAACUUCAAAUAUGAGACUAGGCCUCUUGUUGUUGUGUAUUAUGAUGUCAAUUAUUCUCAUCAAUAUGUUAAAGAUACUCAGUACAUCCGUAACAAGAUUUUGCCAGUUGCUGAUAAAAAUAGAGACAUUCUCUUUGCUAUAUCAAAUGAAGAAGAGUUUGAAGAAGAGUUAAAAAGCUUGGGUCUUGAAGAUUCUGGUGAAAAUGUCAAUGCUGGUGUUUGGUCAAGUACAUCCAAGUACCCUUUGAAUCCAGAGGAUGACUUCAGCACUGAUGUUUUAGAAGAGUUUGUGAAAGAUUUUAAAAAUGGCAAAUUAAAACCAUUUUUGAAAUCUCAACCAACACCCAAAAGACAGGAGGGUCCUGUUCGAGUGGUGGUUGCAAAUAGUUUUGAGGAUGAAGUUAUGAAAUCAAAGAAGGAUGUUUUAAUUGAAUUUUAUGCUCCCUGGUGUGGUCAUUGCAAGAAACUGGAGCCAGUGUAUAAAAAGCUUGCCAAGCACCUUGCAAAUUCCAACCCUGAUGUUGUGGUUGCCAAGAUGGAUGCAUCUGCCAAUGAUGUCCCAAGCUCUUUUAAGGUAGAAGGUUUUCCAACCAUAUACUUUUUAAAGGCAGGGGAAAAGGACAACCCCAUACAAUUUACUGGAGAAAGAUCAUUUAAAACAAUGAAGGAUUUUAUUGCUCAAGAGGCUACAAUAUUUGAUGAUGAAGAGGCAGGGAGCAGUGGAAAAGAUGAAUUAUAGUUGCUGCUUCUUAGCAAUAGGUGGAUAAAAUAUUUCUAAGAAUUAUUUGCUAAUUCUCUAGUUUCAAUUAAAUUUUAAGGUACAAAAGUAAUCCUGACAAAGCAGUCAGUGGAGUUUUAUAGCACAAGGUGUUAAUAUUAAUAAUAACUUUAGUUUUACUAAUGUUGGCACUUAUCCUUUUAGUCCAGUCCUUGGUUUGAAAGAUUUUAUAAUAUAACAAUACAUGUACUGUUAUUAAUCCAUGCCUCUGUUUAUGAGAGGGCUAUGCAAGGUUGUUCCUAAUUUUUUCAUUAUGGUGUGACAAACUUUAGAUGGUGUAAGAAAAUGAGAAUCUGUACAGCUUACAGCUUGUUUAUACUCCUUUACUAUGAACUUAAUUAGUUGACUGACAUGCUCAAUACAAUUGCCCUCCAGCCUGUUGAUUGAAGUUGUUAUUGAACAAAAUGUUAUUUUUGAAAUGCAAAAUCAGUACUUAGUCUGUGUAUCUUUUAUAAGAAUAACUUAAGUAUCAUGGGAUGUUACAUUUUCUCCUUUGUUUUUUCAUUCAUGCCAUGUCAACCCAUUAAUUUUACCUUGUAAAACCAAAGUAUGAUCAAUGUUUCCUGUGAUAUUAGGUAAAUUAAAACUGUAUUCUUUGGAUGCUUGGUGAUGAAUCAGUUACUAACCAAAUUUAUGCUGGCUAUUGUGCUAGACAGGGGUAUUUAUUUUAACAGUGAUUCCAAAAUAUUCAUAUAUAUAUAUAUUUUCUUUAUAGGAUCAAAACAUUUACUUAAAAGGGAAUUUUUUAAAAAAAUGUUCUCCAUUUACUAUGGCAGUUCAUAAACAUUCCAUAUGAAUCUUGCUGAUAGCAAGAGACCAUACUUAAUAGUACAUAAGUAAGAAGAUUCAGGAAAAUGAAUAGAAUGGCUUAUAUUAAACAUCACCAGCAAAAACCGUUCAAACUAAAUUCACAACCAUGCAUUAGAAGCAGCAUAGAAUCUAUGCUGUCCAUUAAUCUAAUAAUUCUCUAACUUUAAAGGUAGGGGAAAUAAAAUUAGUUGUGAAAUUUCAUGUCUUUUAUAUGAUUGUUUGACAAAAGCUAGAAGAUUAAAAACAAAACUCAUUGGUUUGUAUUCACUUUAGCUGUACUGCACAAGUCUGGUUGUGGUAAUUUCAUGAUUUAGUGUGUCAUGAUUUUGUAAUAAAGAGAAAAGUGGGAA
Messenger RNA from Macrobrachium nipponense, 3194 nucleotides. Its product is annotated as protein disulfide-isomerase A4-like. Gene Ontology annotation, biological process: response to endoplasmic reticulum stress; protein folding. Gene Ontology annotation, cellular component: cell surface; endoplasmic reticulum. The coding region runs from base 85 to 1995 and encodes 636 amino acids. NCBI's taxonomy places the organism in Eukaryota, Metazoa, Arthropoda, Malacostraca, Decapoda, Palaemonidae. The record is from RefSeq and is a predicted model, not a curated record. The transcript has 12 exons. Gene Ontology annotation, molecular function: protein disulfide isomerase activity.